Molecule: messenger RNA, 12425 nt
Organism: Symbiodinium sp. CCMP2456
Lineage: Eukaryota; Dinophyceae; Suessiales; Symbiodiniaceae
Source: the annotation of a GenBank genome assembly
GUGCCGGUGAGCUGUCGGUUCGCAGCCUGAAUGGUCGCGGCGUGCCAUUGCAGUUGAAAAAGUCUCGGUCCGGUGUGCUGCUGCCCCCAUUGUCGGCAACAUCACCAGGCCUGCCGUCAAUGACACGGCAGCUCAGGACCCAGCCAUUCUGCAGCAGCGUAUGGUCGGUCGAAAAGUCUCGCAGUCUCAGCCAUUCUCGCGCGGCAUCCUUCGGACGGCUCGAGGCGUGGCCUGGUGAGCAGGCGGAAGUUCGGAAUGCUGCCAGGGAAGCAGCCCAGGCACGCCAGAAGCCAGACACAACUGAAGAGGAGGCCAUCGCAAAGAAGUUGGUCGACCUGGAUAUGCCGCACUUAGAUCGGAUUACCAGCAUGUACAUUGGACAGAGCUUCGCUGACAUAGACGGUGAUGGCGAGAAAUCUCCAGAGGAGAUUCUCCCCACGCAAGAACUGGGCGGUCUCUUGAAACAAAACAACGGCGGCAUUGAGGUGAACGAAGACGAGCUGGAAAGCCAGGAGUUGCAGCAGAUACAAACUGGCGAGGAUGCCAUUGCAUACUUCGCCAAGAGUGGAAGCGUUUCCAAAACAAAGCUCCUGUAUGCCAAUCGUGCUGAGAGCGAGCACUUUGCUCCCUACGACUUGGUGGUUGUGCCAGAGGAUCAGGUAAACCCCGAGUACUUUACCAUAUCCGCCACCGGCAUUGUGCAUGUUGCACCCGGGCAGCUUUCCGAGUGCAUCUCUCUGACCGACUGGAUGCAUCAGAGCCUCAUGUUCCGGGUGCUGCAGACGAUCAACUUUUUCAAGUUUUACAUGCACAAGAAGGUGAUCACGCAAUGGUCUACGAACGCACGAUACGAGGUCUAUUGCCAUCACAGGCAGCGCCUUAGCAGGUGUUGUUUCUUUGCCAAGCCCAUGUUCGUGGACUCCUUGGUGCAGGUGAACAGCCUCGUGCGGGAAGUGGAAGAAGUGAAGGUUGUGCACGUUGACCAGAACUACUACACCAUUCAGGAGUUCAUGGACAAGCAGCAGCAGAUCCGUGCCAGUCCAGUCAAUAGUGCGCAGAAGGACUUCGAGCAAAAGCACGAAUCCGCCAUUGGCAUCAUCGAUCGACUGAUCACCACGGUGCAGUGCUCCUUGCAGAUUGAGCCCAGUGUUGACCAGCUAUCUGGCAACAAGUCGAAGUCCAUGGUACAAGAGAAGGAAGAGGCUCGUGAGAAAGCACGCCUUCAGCGCAUUGCCAAACGGGACGAAGACAUGCUAGGUGACUGCAUCCGGUUGAUUGACUACAUGUUCCAGGCUGCACUUGUGCAAACCGUGAUCGAAGCCGUGAAGAUGUUCUGGAAUCGCUUGGACCAGAAGAACGUGCCGAAGCUUUUCGUGACGUCCGUGGACAUGUCGGAUCAGGGCAUCACGCUGGAUCCCGGGAAGCACGAUUUCGUAGAGAUGCUCUUCAUGGUUUCUGAUGGAUGGUUCCAGACGUUGAACCUCUUACAGUCGAUGACUUGCGUGCGACAGUAUGAUCAGUUUUGCCGCGUGCAGAACCAUCAGACAGUGAAGGACAUUCUGAUGAAAGAUCGAACCUAUUUGGGAUACCAGGCGAGCAUUCAAGACUACAUCACAAGUGCCAUUGACGACACGCAGGCAUCUGCCAACCUCAUGUACGAGCCUUUCCGGCCCAUCUACGAGUUUGGCAAGACUUGGGAUGAAGAAGCUUUCAACGACAAGGAGCAUGACUAUGACGCGUUAUAUGAUCAGAUGUCCAAGAUGAGGGAGUUUCAACAUGAUCUCGACCGGUUCAAGCUUAGCCCGAUUUGUGGCAUCAUUCUUGUCAACGGCAAGAGCCUGAAAGACAGAUUGACGCCCAUCCCAGAGGCUACAUUGAACUGCGUGAAAAACUGCCUCAUUGGCCUAGCUCGGGACAAGUGCAAGGAAUGCUACAGUCGCUACGACUCAGUCAACAAGCUCCUGGAAGAAAGGUCGAAGGAUCUGGGCAAGUUCGCAAAUUAUGUGAAGAUGUACCACAACGUCCAAGAUGAGAGGCCGGAGAUGGAAGACCUCAUGUUCGAGGUUGAGCAGAUGUAUUCCCUGAUAAGGGAGUACAAGGUAAGGAUGCCUGGCGACGACGAAGUUGUCUAUGAGGGUCUGAAGGCGAAGGAGAGCGAUUUCACCAACAAGAAGAUGAUUGAAGCCAGCCAGUUCAUUGCCGAGAUGAAAGAGGAGAUGGCGCUGGAGACUUACCAGAGGGCUCUGAAAGUGGAAGAGGAAAUGAAAGGCGUGUCGGAGGAACUCUUCACUGGGAGCUUUAUUGACGCAGAGAAGAUCGUCGUCGCUCACGAGGUACUGGAAGAAUUGGACAAGAUCUUGGAAACCAAGGUCAAGGUGCUGGAAGAGCGAGCACAUACGUUCACCGACUACGAGGGCUUGCUUGGUGCAGCCCCCCAAGUCCAAGCCGAGGAGGAAAGCAAUGGACACUUCCAGUUCGUCGAGGUUGCAAAGACACGGAAAGUUUUCGAUGACAAGCUCAAGCUUUGGGAGGUUACCGCCCAGUGGCAAGAGAUGUCCCACAACUGGAACGUGUCUGAGUUUGUCAAGGUGGAUGUCGAAGCUAUGAACAAGCAAGUAAUGGCAUCUUACAAGACGGCAAAUGGCUUGACGAAGUCCUUGGAGGGCGAUGAGGUGGCUGUCCGAGUCAAAGGGAUGAUCGAGGAAUGGCGUGAGCGCAUGCCCUGCAUCCUUGAUCUUGGAAACCCGGCUCUCCGUCCUCGGCAUUGGGAGAAGAUCUUCAAGAAGAUCAAUCUGGCGUACAAAGGUCCAACAUCGGCGAGCAGCAUCAGUUUGACACAGCUUGAGGGCAACGGGGUCUUCGACCACCGCGAGUAUGUGUCCGAAGUUUCUGCAAAUGCUAGCGGCGAGUUUGCUCUGGAACAGUCUUUGGAGCAGGUGAUAGCUGCCUGGGCAGAUCUGGACUUGCCGAUCAUGAACCACAGGAACCAGAAGGACUUGUGGAUUCUGGGUGACCUCCAAGAUGUCAUCACUCUCUGCGAGGAUCACAGCGUGACCAUCGCAACGAUGAUGGGGAGCCGCUUCAUUCAUGGCAUACGCGAGAAGGUGGAGAUCUGGGAGAAGAGAAUAAACCAGGCGGCGGAUGUCAUCGAUGAGUGGUACACGGUCCAGCGAGCGUGGAUGUAUCUGGAAAACAUCUUCUCGGCAGAGGACAUCCAGAGGCAGCUGCCACAGGAAGCAGCAAAGUUCAAGCAGGUUGACAAGUUCUGGAAGGACUUGUUCCGCAAGGUGCGCCAGAAGGACAAGCUCUGCAUGGAUGCGUUCCACAUUCCCGGGAUUCUUGAGCGCCUCAAGUGGGCCAACGACACCUUGGACCAUGUCCAAAAGCAACUGGAGGCUUAUUUGGAGACAAAGCGCGCGGCCUUCCCCAGGUUCUACUUUCUUUCCAAUGAUGAGUUGCUCAGCAUCCUUUCGCAGACGCGGAAUCCACACGCUGUCCAAGAGCACAUGUGCAAGUGCUUUGACUCCAUCAAUCGCGUGGUGUUCUCGGAGACGGCUCCUGGUGAAAUUCUUGGUAUGAGCGACAUGAUCAAGGAAUAUGUCCCAUUCGUGCAGCCAGUGGUGACCGGUCCUAUCGUUGAGAAGUGGCUCAGUGACAUCGAGGUUGCCAUGGUCAAUGGCUUGUACGAUGCAAGCAAGAAGGGUCUUCUCGCCUAUCCGGAGGAUGGCACGAACAGAACCGAGUGGUUGCUCGAGGGUCCGUACUCAGCGCAGAGCAAGAUCUUGGUGGAUCAGCAAUUCUGGACUGCGGAGACGGAGAAGGCUCUCUGCAAAAUCGCCGCUGGCGAUGCGAACGGCAUGAAGGACAACAUAGAGUUCCACAACCAGCAGCUGAAAAACAGCGUCAGCAUCGUUCGCAUGCAGCUCACAAAGAAUCAGCGAGUUCUGAUGGGAGCGCUGAUUGUCUUGGAUGUCCAUGGCAUCACGGUGCUCGAGAACCUUAUGGAAGCAGGCACAAACAGCUUGAACGAUUUCGAUUGGAGCAAGCAGUUGCGCUACUACUGGGUGCCAGAGUCCGAGGAGGUGGAAACCUCCCUGAUCAACAUGGUCUCGGAUGACUGCGUCUGCCGACAAACCAUUGCCUGCUUCAAGUACUCCUACGAGUAUUUGGGAAACACUCCACGCUUGGUUGUCACGCCCUUGACCGACAAGUGCUACAUGACCUUGACAGGCGCAAUGCACCUGAAUUAUGGUGGCGCACCCGCUGGUCCAGCCGGCACAGGAAAGACAGAGACCACAAAAGACUUGGGCAAAGCCCUGGCUGUGCCGGUCGUGGUGUUCAACUGUUCCGAUGGCCUCGACUACAAAAUCAUGGGCCGCUUCUUUUCAGGUCUUGCCCAGGCAGGAGCAUGGGCCUGCUUCGACGAGUUCAAUCGCAUCCAGGUCGAAGUCCUCAGCGUGAUUGCGCAACAGAUGCUGACAGUGACACAGGCUAUCCGGCAGCGAAAAGAAGUUUUCGAGUUUCUUGGCAACGAGAUCCCUUUGAAUCGACGCUUCGGGGUCUACAUCACCAUGAACCCUGGAUAUGCCGGACGAGCUGAGCUUCCGGACAACCUCAAAGCGCUAUUCCGCCCAGUCGCCAUGAUGGUGCCAGACUACGGGCUGAUUGCAGAGAUCAUUCUGUAUUCAGAGGGUUUCAAUGCGGCCAAGAUGCUUGCUCGGAAGAUGGUGAACCUGUAUCGGCUUUCCUCUGAGCAGCUUUCGAAACAGGAUCACUAUGAUUUUGGCAUGCGAGCCGUGAAGUCAGUUCUGGUAAUGGCUGGACACCUGAAGCGUCAGAACCCAGAUUUGGAAGAGAAUGUGACGCUCAUCCGCGCCCUUCGUGAUUCCAACGCACCCAAGUUCCUGUCUUUCGAUCUUCCGCUUUUCAGUGGCAUCAUCUCAGACUUGUACCCUGAUGUCGUCAUUCCAGACGUGGACUAUGGAAAGUUGAAGACGGAAAUCGAAAACCAGUUGCGCUUGAUGAACUUGCAGGUAGUUCCGUCCUUCCUGACCAAGAUCACGCAGCUCCUUGAGACACAGCUUGUGAGGCAUGGCGUCAUGUUGGUUGGCUUGACGAUGACGGGGAAGUCCACGAACUCCAACAUCCUGGCAAAGACUCUGACGCAGCUGAAGAAGGACGGUUCCACGGAUCCGGCCCACCAGCUCACCAAGAUCUUCUUCUUGAAUCCCAAGAGUAUCACCAUCGAGGAGCUCUACGGGUCCUUCAAUGAAAACACCGGUGAGUGGAAGGACGGCCUGGUGGCGAUCCUGGUCCGCGAAGCAGUCAGUGACACAUCAGACAACAAGAAAUGGGUGAAUUUCGAUGGCCCAGUUGAUGCGAUCUGGAUCGAGAACAUGAACACAGUGCUGGAUGACAACAAGAUGUUGUGCCUGUCCAAUGGAGAGCGGAUCAAACUCCCCCCAAGCAUGACCGUGAUGUUCGAGGUGAACGAUUUGGCAGUAGCAUCGCCCGCCACGGUGAGCCGAUGUGGCAUGGUUUACCUCGAGCCGGUUCACUUGGGCUGGAAGCCGCUCAUCCAGACAUGGGUGGAAAAGUUCCAGGUGAAGUUCCCGGAGUUCGCCAAGGACAUCGGGAAAUGGGCAACAUCGGUCUGCGAAGAGGCCCUCCCGUACAUUCGGGAAGAGUGCCAGGAAGCUCCUGGAAUACCGAGCAUGGAUGCAAACCUGGUGCAGGGUUACCUGAGAAUGCUAACUGCAUUCAUCUCGGAGCCCCAUCAGCUCGUGCCAGAAGGUGACGGAGCCAAGCCGCUGAAGGCUGACGAGGAUGCGAAGAAGCUGGUUCGAAUCUACACGGCUAUGUCCGCUAUCUGGUCUCUUGGAGCGAACCUGCACGAAAACUCGCGAUCCAAGUUUGUCGCCCGGAUUCGUCCGCGGCUUCAGCUGUUCUGUCCAGAGGUUCCGGACAGUGGUGAUCUCUACAUGUUGGCCGUCAACGACGAUGAUGGAAAAAUCCAUCCGCUCGCCGACAUCGUCCCAACAUUCAAUUUCAAUCCGCAGGAGCCUUUCUUCAACAUUUUGGUCAAUACUCCCGAGACCGUUGGGCAACGAAUGCUGGUUGAAAACUUGAUGGCGGCAAACUUCAACGUGCUUUUCUCCGGAGAGACAGGUGUUGGCAAGUCGGUUGUCAUCCAGCAGUUCCUGAACACGGCGGGCGAGCUCUUUGCAACCGCAAGUGCCAACUUCAGCGCCCAAACGAGCACUGCCAACGUUGUGGACCAAUUUGAGAACCGGCUUGAGCGGAAACGCAAGACGCUGCUGGGCGCUCCUCCAGGCACCACGAUGAUCUUUUUCGUGGAUGAUGUCAACAUGCCCAUGCUUGAGUUUUAUGGUGCCCAGCCUCCAAUUGAGCUACUGCGACAGGUGAUUGACUACGGAGGCUUUUACGACAAGAAGAAGCUAUUCUGGAAACAGGUCGCUGACACUCAAUUUAUCUGCGCUUGCGGCCCACCUGGUGGAGGUCGUAUGGCCGUGACGCCCAGGCUGUUCCGCCACUUCAACAUGAUCUGGAUCCCGGCUUUAUCCCAGGAUGCCAUGCAACGAAUCCUUUCCAGCAUCCUAGGUGGCUGGCUCGGUGUCAACAAGCCGGACCUGCAGGAGCUUUCGGUUCCCAUCAUCACCGCAACAGUGAAGAUGUUCUUCCAGAUCUCAAAGGAUUUGCUUCCGACACCGGUGAAAUGUCAUUACACCUUCAAUCUUCGCGACCCCGCGAAGAUGGUGCAGGGCAUGCUCAUGGUGGAUGUGAAGACCUCGCUGAAAAGCAACCAGGACCUCAUAGAUCUGUUCUUACACGAGAGCUGCCGGGUCUUCCGAGACCGUCUCAUUGAUGAUGUCGACCGAGAAUGGUUCAAUUCUAUGAUUUCAGACAAGCUGAAUGCUGAAAUUGCCGGUGCUGCGAAGAUUGAUCAGUUCAGAGAUCUCAUCUUCGGUGAUUUCCUGACACGGGGUGGCGAUGUGAACCCCUACCAGAAGGCAGACAGUGAAGAGAAAUGCGUGAGCAUAUUCCAAGAGAUGCUGGACGACUACAACAAUCUCAUGCCGACCAAGAUGAACAUCGUCUUCUUCCGUGAUGCAUGCAUGCAUCUGGCGAGGGCAACAAGAACCAUCCGACAGCCUCGUGGAAACCUGCUGAUGGUCGGGGUGAGUGGCGUUGGGCGGAAGUCCAUAGCCCGCAUUGCGGCUCACAUGGCAGACUUCCAGUGUUUCUCCAUUGAGAUUACACGGACGUAUGGUGCCAACGAUUUCAAAGAAGACUUGAAGAACAUCAUGAACGGCGUUGCGAAAGGAGGAGGCAAGGGUGUUGUCUUCCUCUUCUCGGACACGCAGAUUGUCAAGGAGUCCUUCUUGGAAGACAUCAACAACAUUCUGAACACUGGUGAGGUGCCGAACCUCUUUGCACCCGAUGAGCUGGAGGGUGUGAUUGGCCUGAUGCGGCCUUUGGCCAAGGCCGCAGGGAAGCCAGAGACGCGAGAUGCAAUUUGGCAGUAUUUCGUGCAGGUUAUUCGGGAGAACUUGCACAUUGUCUUGGCAUUCUCGCCGAUUGGCGAAGGCUUCCGAGCACGAUGCCGACAAUUUCCAUCCAUCAUCAACUGCGCAACGAUCGACUGGUUCAGUCCAUGGCCAGCUGAUGCGCUGUAUUCCGUGGCCGUUCGCUACUAUUCGCAAGCUCCGAAAGAGCUGGGCCUGGAGUCUUUGGUGGACCAGCUCUCAAAGGUGUCGCAGUACAUGCACAGCACUUCGAAAGAUGCCGCAGAGGACUUCUUCGAAAGUCUGCGAAGAAGAACAUACAUGACUCCAACUUCCUACUUGGAGCUCAUCGGCCUCUUCACAGACCUGGUGGGCAAAAAGCGUGGGGAGCUGACCACCAAGCUGGAACGCUACACCAUUGGCUCCAAGACGCUGAACGAGACCAAGUCUGUUGUGGACGAUCUGAAGGCAUCCUUGGCCAAGAUGCAGCCCACGAUCGAGCAGGCGAAGAAAGAUACUGCAGAGCUCAUGGUGAAGGUGCAAGCAGAUCAGGCGAUUGCAAAAGAAAAGAGCGAGGCAUGUGCCGUUGACGAGAAAGCUGCCUCGGAAGCUGCCGCGGAGGCCAAUGGCAUAAAGGCCGACUGCCAGAAAGACCUCGACGAGGCAUUGCCCGAGUAUUAUGCGGCAAUCAAAUCGCUUGAUUCCCUCGACAAGAAGGACAUUCAAGAGGUCAAGUCGUUUGCCAAGCCUCCGCCUCUAGUAGAGGUUGUCUUGAGUGCGGUGUGUCUGUUGUUCGGCCAGAAAGAGAGCUGGGACGAUGCCAAGAAGCUCAUGAACGACACGAAGUUCCUCGACAAUCUGAAGACCUACGACAAGGAUGCCUUGGCCAACAACGCCAAGCUGACCCAAAAGUUGCAGAAGUACAUCAAGAGGGAAGACUUCGUGGCCGAAAAGGUCAAAAGCGUGUCUUCUGCCGCCAUGUCGCUCUGCAUGUGGGUGCGGGCCAUGGACGUCUAUGGGCGUGUCUCGCGGGAAAUCGAACCGAAGAAGGCGAAGCUAAAGGUUGCAGAGGAUUCUCUGGCAGCUGCUGAAGAGAAGCUGGCCAUCAAGAAGGCUGAAUUGAAGCUGGUGAUGGACAAUGUAGCCUCCCUGGAGGCCCAGCUUGCUGCGGCCCAGCGCAAGGCUGCCCAACUGGAGGCGGAUGCAGAGGAUUGCGUGAUCAAGCUAGACCGUGCUGAAAAGCUACUUGCUGGCCUGGGGAAUGAGAGUGUGCGCUGGAAUGCUGCCAGUGAGGUGUUGGAGAAGAACCUGAAGUUUGUGAUUGGAAACAUUGUCCUCGCAGGUGGCUUCAUUGCGUACACAGGGCCUUUUACGGCAGAAUUUCGCCGUAGUUUGGUGGCCAAGUGGAAGCAGCAGGCAGAUGGCGUAGGUCUCCUUUGCGAUCCCAACUGGCAGGCCGCGGAUGUUCUGGUCGACCCGGCAGAGGUUCGCAUGUGGAACAUCCAAGCUCUCCCCUCGGACGAUCUGUCGGUGGAGAACGGCCUCAUGGUGACGCGCGGAAGACGGUGGCCCCUCAUGGUGGAUCCGCAGGGUCAAGCUAACCGCUGGGUUCGCAACAUGGGCAAGGAGAACAACAUCAUUAUCACAAAGCUCUCCGAUGGCACGUAUCUUCGCAAGCUAGAAUCGUGCAUACGCAACGGCCACUCCAUCCUUAUCGAAAAUGUGGAAGAGGUAUUGGACCCUGCACUCGAGCCUGUGCUGACGAAAGCACUUUUCAAGAGAGGGGGGCAGCUGUUGCUUCGUUUGGGAACCGAAGAUGUGCCAUACGACGAGAAUUUUGCCUUCUAUGUCACAACUAAGAUGGCCAAUCCUCACUACUUGCCCGAGGUUUGCAUCAAGGUCACCGUCAUCAACUUCACCGUCACUCUUCUGGGCCUAGAGGAGCAGCUCGUGGCCGAAGUCGUUGGAAAUGAGCGGCCGGACUUGGCGCAACAGCGCCAAGAGCUUGUCGUGCAAAUUGCAGCCGACAAGAAAACCCAGGACGAUCUGGAGCAGCUCAUCCUCAAACUGCUGGCUGAGGCUGGUGGCGACGUCUUGAAGGAUGACACCCUGAUCGUCACCUUGGACCAGUCAAAGCGAACUGGACUGGAAUGCCAGGAACGGAUGCAAGUGGCCGACAAGGCGAUGACGGAAAUCGAUGCAGUUCGGGAGAAGCUGAGACCCGUUGCGACAAGGGCAUCGAUUCUCUACUUCGUGGUAGCCGACUUGGCGAACAUCGACCCCAUGUACCAGUACAGCCUCGAGUUCUUCGUCCUCCUUUUCCAGGGCAGGUUGCGUGAUGCAGAACAGUCUGAGGACAUCAACAAACGCAUCGACAUCCUUGUAGACGACUUCACGAGGUUCAUCUUCUUGAACAUCUGCCGUGGCUUGUUCGAGGACCACAAACUGCUCUUCUCCUUCCUCAUCACCGUUCAGAUCCUCAGAAACGAGGUUCACUCGAAGUUCCUCAACAAGAUCACCAUCAAGCCAACAGAGUGGCUCUUCUUCUUGCGCAAUGCCGAAGCAGGUAAAGGCGUUCUAGAGGACGGUGAGAUCAGCGUCGCUUGCCCCGCCUGGGUGGACAAAACUGCUUGGGUGAAGUUGGACGUACUGGAGCGACUGACGGCGCACAACGGCGAGAUGCAGUUUGUGGGUCUUAAGGAGGCAAUCGCACAUGACAGCGGCUGGGAGGCUUUCUGUCGAAGUGAUGACAUGUACCAGCAACCCAUGCCGAAACCUUGGGACACGAAGCUCACUGCAUUCCAGCAAGCUUUGGUCAUCAAGAGCAUGCGAGAGAACUUCUUGAACUUCGUGGCUCGGAAUGUUGUCUUCCAUGAACUGGGCCAACUCUUCAUCGAGUCACCGCCCUUCAACUUGGCGAGUUGCUACUCAGAUUCGGUGGCCACAAUGCCCUUGAUCUUUGUCCUCUCUGCCGGUGCUGAUCCCACCGAGUACUUGCUGACCCUGGCUGCCGAGAAAGGAUACACCGAAAAGUUGCAUUUCAUUUCCCUGGGGCAGGGACAGGGACCCAAAGCCGAAGCUUUGAUCAAGCUAGGAUGGGACACGGGAGACUGGGUCUGCCUCCAGAACUGCCACCUUGCGGACAGUUGGAUGCCAAGGCUGGAAGCAAUCCAAGAGUCACAAGCGCCUGACAAGAUCAAUCCCGACUACAGGCUGUGGCUGACGAGCAUGCCAUCUCCCAAAUUCCCUGUUCCGGUCUUGCAAAGUGGCAUCAAGAUCACGAAUGAGCCUCCAAAGGGUUUGCGAGCCAACUUGGGUCGUACCUACCAAGACAUUGGCGAGGAUGUCUUUGAAAGCUGCCCUUCCAAGCCAGCCGAGUUCAAGAAGCUUCUGUUUGGGCUUGCUUUCUUCCAUGCAGUGAUUCUCGAACGUCGAAAGUUCGGCCCGAUUGGUUGGAACAUUCCCUAUGAAUGGAUGGACUCGGACUUUCAGGUCUCUCGAGAGCAGGUCCGCAUGUACCUGGUGUCCCAGCCAGACGUUCCAUGGAUCACGCUGCGGUACAUCAUUGCGGAAGUGAACUAUGGAGGGCGAGUAACUGACGACAAGGACGUGAGACUCAUCUCUGCAGUGCUCAAGGGCUACUUCAGCGAGAGGAUUCUGGAGAAAGGCUUCAAGUUUGCAAACCUCCAAGCAUAUUGGAUUCCUGAAGAGGGAAGCCUGCAGGAGACCCGAGACUAUCUCAAGUCAUUGCCUAUGGAUGAGGACCCCCGCAUUUUCGGGCUGCACCCAAAUGCGCUCAUCACAGCCCAGUUCAACCAGGCCAAGAAAUUCCUGGAUACAGUUGUCAGCGUUCAGCCCCGCAUUUCCUCGGGUGGCGGUGGCAAGAAGCCAGAAGAAAUUGUUGCGGAUAUGGCGCAGGAGUUCUUGCAGCGAAUUCCGGACGCGGUGAAGAGCAAAAUGGCCCACGCCGAAACCUACAAAAAGACUGCUCAAGGCGGUAUCGUCUCCGUUGGUGUCUUCCACAGCCAGGAAUAUGCCCGCAUCGAGAAGCUCAUUAAGGUGGUCAAGUCCAGCCUGGUCAUGCUGGGCAAGGCCAUCAAGGGUACGGUGCUGAUGUCGGCGGAGCUGGAGGGAAUGUUCAACGCCUUCCAGGAGCAGAAGGUCCCAGGCAAUUGGGGAAAGGUUGCAUAUCCCUGCCUGAAGCCGCUGAACUCCUGGGUGGUAGACUUCAUCGCCCGCAUCGGCUUCUUGGUGAAGUGGCUGGUCGAAGGGCCGCCGUUGAGCUACUGGAUUUCCUGCUUCUUCUUUCCACAGGGCUUCAUGACCGCGGCCCUGCAGCUGCACGCGAGGAAGACGAAGAUUCCCAUCGACACCCUCGAGUUUUUCUCUGAAACCACUGCCGUGCAAGACAGCACAACAUUGCAAUCGCCACCCCCGAACGGCGUCAACAUUCACGGACUCUUCCUUCAAGGAUGUGGCUGGGACAAGUCCAAGGGCUUGCUGAAAGAGUCCGACAAGGACGUCGUGUUCGUUGAGAUGCCAGUCAUCCACCUAGAGCCACUGGCGAUCACAGACAGCUCCAAGCGAGUGAUCGACGGAAAUCUGUACAUGUGCCCGAUCUACAAAACAUCUGAGCGCAAGGGGACACUGUCCACUACCGGCCAUUCGACCAACUUUGUGAAGUUUUUCCCGUUGAGCCAAGACGAGGCAGAUACCGCCCACUGGAUUGCACGAGGAGUGCCUCGGAUUGGACAUUCUGCUGGGCUGAGGGUGCUGGCACGGGCUCGGUGUAGCAGAAAUCACAUCUUACCGCUCUGCCACUUGUCGCUUGUAAGUGGGACACGACUUUGGGAUCCUGGGCCGGAGUUGACCACUUUCUUCUUUUGCAUUGGAGUAUGA